AUGAAUGCCAUCCGCCAGAUUGAAGCCCUGAAUAAAAGAGAGCUCGAGAAUGCAGUAUCUCCGGAAGCCUCCUGGCACGCCGACUACCGUGAUACGGCUUACAUAUACAUCGGUGGUCUUCCGUUUGAUAUCAGUGAAGGCGACAUUCUAACGAUAUUCUCCCAAUAUGGCAACCCAGUCCAUUUAAAUCUGGUGAGAGACAAGGAGACGGGAAAGAGUCGAGGAUUCGCAUUUCUGAAAUAUGAGGACCAGCGAAGCACGGAUCUGGCGGUGGAUAACCUGGGAGGGGCAACGGUGCUAGGUAGGGUGCUUAGGGUGGACCAUGUUCGGUAUAAGAGACGUGAUGACGAAGGGACGGAAGAUAACCUUGCGAAUGUGGAUGAGAAUGGGGAAGCGGUGGCUUCAGGGAGAGGCAGAGAGGAAGAGAAAGAGAGAGGAGGGAAAGAGAGCAGUGGUCGACGGAGGUCUGCACGAGAUGGAUCUGAGGAACGUAAGAGGCCGUCCAGGCCGCUGUUGAAGGAGGAAGUAGAGUUACAGCGGCUGAUGGAUGAACAUGACGAUGAAGAUCCAAUGAAGGAGUAUCUUAUCAAGGAGAAGAAGGAGGAGGUUGAGAGUGCCCUGGCGCUAGUGAAGGGGAAGUCCAAGUCGAGUAGGAGAGAUCGAAGCAGGGAUGGCCACAGGUCCCAUCGCCAUCGACAUCAUAGAAGGAGACAUAGUGAGGAGCGAUCGCGGUCGAGAGAAAGACACUCACCACAUAGGAGUAGGAGGGAAAGGUCUAGGGAACGGUCAAGCGAACGGAGACAUCGUCGAGAACGACGGGAUAGGAGUUGA
This is a messenger RNA of Microsporum canis CBS 113480, 831 nucleotides long. RefSeq names its product U2 snRNP component IST3. The record is from RefSeq and is a predicted model, not a curated record. The coding region runs from base 1 to 831 and encodes 276 amino acids. The transcript is spliced from 2 exons. Gene Ontology annotation, molecular function: RNA binding. Lineage: Eukaryota; Fungi; Ascomycota; Eurotiomycetes; Onygenales; Arthrodermataceae. Gene Ontology annotation, biological process: mRNA splicing, via spliceosome. Gene Ontology annotation, cellular component: precatalytic spliceosome; catalytic step 2 spliceosome; U2 snRNP.